AUGACGGGAGCAAAACAUUGGGCUAGGAACAGUAUAAGCUACGUGCUCGAUCCCAGUAAUCAAGAGAUGUCAAAUCAUGGAAUUCAUUCGCUCGGUGUGAACUCCCUUGAGUAUGAUAAAUCCAAUGAACUUUUGAUUUCUGGAGGUAGAGACGGAAUGGUCACUAUCUAUUUACCCACAAGGAGAGAAAACGAAGGUUUAGUUUUUGAUGAAUUCGAUUCUAAACGACAAAGCAGCUACGAAGUCAAAAGAUUCAUUAAAGAUAACCUGUCAAAUGAAGAAAGGAUCUUAGCUCUGGAGCAGAGCAUCAGAAAGGGAAUGCAUCAUGAACGACGACAAAAUUCACAAUUUCGUGCCACUAAAUUCUCUCAAUUACAUCUUGAUUGGAUUACAGAUUUGAAAAUAAUCGAUGACAAGCCUUUAGUUGCAUCUUGUUCACAUGAUCUGUCAGUUAAGGUUUGGAACUAUAGCACCAAUACAACAUCGACGAUAGGAUUUCACGAUGAUUAUGUGAAGUGUUUGGCGUAUGAUGGGAAUAGUCUCGCAUCGGGAGGCCUAGAUAACACAAUCAAUAUCUGGGACUUGACAAAAGAAAAGCAGGAAUCUUUUUUCAAGAGUAAGACAGAAAAUGGGUCAAUAUACUCAAUCGCCAGUCUCGGAAACAUGAUCAUUUCAGGUGGACCUUCUCAAAUAGUACAAUUGUUUGAUAAAAGGACUAUAAGCAAACCGAUUAGAUCGUUUGUUGGCCACACGGACACGAUUCGCUGCCUUUCUUUGAAAAAAUCUGCAUUUUUAUCGGGAUCGUCCGAUUCUACUAUCAAGCUCUGGGAUCUCAGGACUAACCGCAUACUCCGAAACUUUGAUAUGCAUGAAUCUUCGGUAUGGUCUCUCUAUGUUCCAGAAGAUCAAAAUGAGUUUGAGACAUUUUUCUCUGGAGACAAAACUGGAAAUUUGAUGAAAACAGACUUAAGAUCGUCAGACUUCAGUUUUGAUAUCUUAAAAGAAGAUUAUCUUGACUCCAGAGUCAACAGAAAUCUUGGAAUUACAACUUUAAUUUCCAAUAUAAAUACCAACAACAAAGAAGGUAUCGGUGAGUCAGAAUUGAACCAAACAAGUGGUGUCUUAAGUAUUACAGGUUCUCAUGAUUCGAUAUGGACUUCAAGCUCUAAUCCAGAUUUGGAGUUCAUUACAAGCUGGCCCAUUCCUAAGACCGAUAAAUUCCUCAUGUAUCAGGGAAUCAAAUUGAACAGGAACUUAUCGUUAUUGAAUACAAGCAGUCGAAAGUCUUUUGAUUCAUCACCAGGCGAUAAUUUUGAUAUUGCCAGUCAAUUGUCGAGCGAAAACUUAGAUCACAUUGAUGACGUUUUGAUGUCUCAGAUGAGAAUGAGAAAACCUACUUUUGACAUAGGAAGCCCUAUUGCUCGUGAGGGCAGCGGAAGGGUAAACUUCGUGCUCGAAAAUUCUGACAGUGAAUCAGAACUUGAGGAAAGUCGCUAUUCCUAUUUUGUGAACGUCAACGGUGGACCAAGUUCAGAAUUCAUCUUGAGCGAGAGAGGCGUCGAGAGCAAGACUGAAAAUGGAGAUCCAGAAGAUACAUUGGAAAUCGUUUUCCAGAGAUUGCCUGAGAGCUUACUUUAUGCUACACCGUUCGUCAGAGAACCGUUUGAAGCUAUAACGGGGGCACACGGACUCAUAAGAUCACGUCUCUUAAACAACAGGCGUCACGUUGCGGUUAUGGAUGAUGAUGGUCAGGUAUUUCUGUUCGAUAUAGUCGUCGGCCGACUGAUAAAAACAAUAGAUCAUACAGAAUACACCUCAGAUAUUAAGAAUCUAGAGUUGAACGACAGAUUUGACCAGAUAGUUCAGUCAUUACAGUCUCAGGAAUCUUUGCCGAUGUGGUGCACUGUUCAGGCAAAGGCUGGAAAAUUAUUGAUUACAAUGGAAGAGUCAAAAUUUGCCAACUGCCAAAUAUACCUGGAUGAAUUUGAAUCUAGUUAUGAUGACUAUACGAUAGAUUGCCAUGAAAAACUAGAUCCAGAAUCAUCGAAAGUGAAUAUCGGUGAGACGGUUCUCAAAUCAUUGAUGGUUGAAUUUACCGAGCUAGAAAAAAAGAGUUUGAAGUCUAAGACUUUCACUGAACUUGCAACCCAGCCAGUCACUAAAUCGACUUCCUCGAACUCAACUUCGGUUUUGUCAAAAAUGAUCAACAAGGAAAACCUGGUCUCUUUAGCAAGCGUUAACGAGUCUUUGGGAGAAAAAUCUCAAAGUGAAAACGAGAAGGACAAGCCAAUAAGAAAAAUGUUUGGAAGACAUCGUCCUUCGAUUACGUCUACCCCGUCUUCCAAGGGUGUAACAGAUACAGGAAAGAAUUUGGACGAUCACUCAAAGGCCUCAACUGAAGAACAGAUAAUUGAGUCAAUCACAGAAUACCGAGAGAUGCAGAACGCUAUUGUAUCGGGACAAUUGAAAGUCAAAAAAUCAGUUGAUCAUAACCCGCUUAUAGGGAUGGACAAAAACAUUAUGAUAGUGAUCAAUGAAGAGGGACAAAAUGCUACCAGAGCGCAGCUCAGCACAAAAUUGACGGAGAUCGAGAAAAGAUUCGAUGACCUUGAAGGUACAGUUCCAUUAUGGGCUUACAAAUACUUGCUUUUUGGAAGUGCACUUAUAAAAGAACUUCCAAAGAUUGUAUUUGUGCUUGUACCUCAUUCUUCAAUUAACGAUCCCCUGAUGAAAGACUUCAACUCCAGUCGUUUGAAUGCCAAUCCGCAAUUGAGAAUCGCAAGAGUAGCUGACUUCGUCAAAGAAAGGCUUCCUGAUUUGUUGCAAGAUAAGAAACUUCAGUUGAUUUGCAAGGACCAAGUCCUCGAUCCCAAAAUGACGUUAUUAACCAUCAAAUCUAGAAUUUGGAAAACAAGUGGAGAUUUAGAGCUUGUUUUCAAAUUUUUAUCUUGA
This is a messenger RNA of Ogataea philodendri, 2952 nucleotides long. RefSeq lists its product as uncharacterized. NCBI's taxonomy places the organism in Eukaryota, Fungi, Ascomycota, Pichiomycetes, Pichiales, Pichiaceae. The record is from RefSeq and is a predicted model, not a curated record. The coding region runs from base 1 to 2952 and encodes 983 amino acids. Gene Ontology annotation, molecular function: ubiquitin binding. The transcript has a single exon. Gene Ontology annotation, biological process: protein deubiquitination; double-strand break repair via homologous recombination.